Molecule: messenger RNA, 3472 nt
Organism: Platichthys flesus (European flounder)
Lineage: Eukaryota; Metazoa; Chordata; Actinopteri; Pleuronectiformes; Pleuronectidae
Gene: nr1d4b
Product: nuclear receptor subfamily 1, group D, member 4b
Exons: 8
Coding region: 615-2330 (571 amino acids)
Biological process (GO): hormone-mediated signaling pathway; positive regulation of transcription by RNA polymerase II; negative regulation of transcription by RNA polymerase II
Molecular function (GO): zinc ion binding; nuclear receptor activity; RNA polymerase II cis-regulatory region sequence-specific DNA binding
Source: RefSeq, a predicted model, not a curated record
GAGAGGGAGGAGGAAAAAAAAUUGGUCACAUUUCUCAGACACCUGAAAACGUGCUGGUUAUUUUAGGACGCGUGUUGCUCAUUGAUGAGUGUGUGUGUGUAAAGAGAGAGAGAGAGAGAGAGAGAGAGAGAGAGAGAGAGAGCUUAUACCCAUUCCACUCCGGUCAUGUUUUGAUUGUGACUAUACGUGUCAAGCAGCUGAGAGCUCCGGGACCCUCUGUGAUUCAGACAAGUUCCACAGUGAUCCCUCUCCCCACAGCCUGGCAGCAGCAGAAGGUGUCCGGACGCAGAGCCGAGCAUCCCUUCACCCUUUGGAGACGAUCUGAGGCAAUAACAGAUCAUUUUCAACAUUUCUUUUUUUUUUGCACACAUUUCUUCUACUCUGCUGUUUUUGGAGUCUUUGCCCGGGUCUUCACCCCCCACUGCCCUUUGCGCACUCCCGAUUCUCUGAGAUUUUGGAUACGCGCUCUAUGCCUUGGCAGUUCAUGACCCUUUCACCUGUGUCAACGAAACUCCUCGGUGGUGGCAGGCAGCAGCAGCAGUCGGUCCAGCAUUAAAGCCAGCUCACGAUUUAACGCCACGGAACCGGAGAGCAGCAUCGACCGAGCGGAGAACAUGGAGAACAGCCCUGGUGGUGGUGUCAUCUUAUACGCCGGCUCAUCUGGCAGUGCCAGCCCGAGUCCUGGCAGCCCAUCCAGCGGAUACCAGACCCAGUCGCCCGCCUCCCACUCGCAGCCCUCGUCCCCAGAGAGUAUCUUCUUUCAGGAGCUUGGGGCCCCGAGGCAGAGAGGCGAACAAGGGGCAGGAACCCCUUCACCGAAAAUGGUCUUCCAGUUUCCCGAAGUAAACAAUGCUCCCGUUGCCCAAGUGACGACGGUAUCAUCGGCGACCUACAGCCAACCCCCGGUGGCCAAAAGACCUUGUGGUUUCACUGGCACGUUCACCAAAACUGGAGGAAUGGUGCUUCUGUGUAAGGUGUGUGGAGACAUCGCAUCCGGGUUCCACUACGGUGUGCACGCCUGCGAGGGCUGCAAGGGUUUCUUCAGACGCAGCAUUCAGCAGAACAUCCACUACAAGAUGUGUGUGAAGAAUGAAAACUGCCUCAUCAUGCGCAUGAACCGAAACCGGUGCCAACACUGCCGCUUUAAGAAGUGUCUGUCCGUGGGCAUGUCCAGAGAUGCUGUGCGUUUCGGGCGUAUUCCCAAGCGGGAGAAGCAGAGACUGUUGGACGAGAUGCAGAGCUACAUGAACAGCCUCAACGAAUCGGCUUCCAUGGAAAUGGAGGUGUCACCUCCCGGCGACGCCCUCGCCACGGCCAACGAAGGCCCCGUGUCACAGUCUUACCAGGUCGGCUUGACGAACGUCGACGAGAAACCUCUCAAGAUGGCUUCCCUCAACAGCAACGUCUGCCCGUCCUCCUAUCAGAACGGCUCGGUGCAGGAGCCCGCCCUGUCGCACCAGUCCUCCCAGCACACGGUUCACGGGGAGCAGGCGAACCGGACGUCGAGCUACCAAGUCCCCACAAACUGCCCCAGUGCCUCCGCCAACAAUGAGAACUCCACCAACACUAGCAUGGACAAUGCCAAGUACACAUACUCCUCCAAUCAGAAUCAGUGCCCCGUUAGUGGCCACCUAUCACAUCAGUCCUUCUCAGCCAAUCAGAACAGUUUUCCAGCCAAUGAUUCCCCGAACCAAAACGCCUGCCCCUGGAAGCUGAACGGAGGCGCCAAAGUGCUGGCGUGUCCACUCAAUUCGUGUCCUGUGGCUCCAGCCAGUCGCUCCAGUCAGGAGGUGUGGGAGUCGUUCUCCCAGUGCUUCACCCCCGCUGUCAAAGAGGUAGUGGAGUUUGCAAAGAGCAUCCCCGGCUUCCAGACUCUCAGCCAGCAUGAUCAGGUCAUGCUGCUCAAAUCGGGCACAUUCCAGGUUCUGAUGGUGAGGUUCUGCUCACUGUUUGACCCCAAGGAGAGGACAGUAACCUUCCUCAACGGACAGACCUACUCCCUGGCCUCACUGAGGGCCCUCGGCAUGGGCUCCUUACUGGACGCCAUGUUUGAUUUCAGCGAGAAGCUCGGAUAUCUGGGUCUGGAGCCGGAUGAGAUGGCUCUUUUCAUGGCCGUCGUGCUCGUGUCAGCCGACCGCUCUGGUAUAGUGGACAUGGGAGCAGUGGAGCUCCUGCAGGAGAAUCUAAUCAAAGCGCUGCGCUCUCUCAUCACCAGUCGCCGCCCGGACGACAGCACCCUCUUCCCUAAGCUGCUGCUCCGUCUGCCAGACCUGCGCACGCUCAACAACCAGCACUCUGACAAGCUCUUGGCCUUCCGCAUCGACCCUUGAGCUCACACGGCCCCCGCAGCCUACCGAGGUCUCUGCUUUGGGGGGGGAACAGCCACCCGGGCUCCCCAUGCAAGCCAGGCCUGCCACAUUCAGUACAGUGGUCCCUGCUUGGUGGUAGUUGUUGUGGGAGCUGUGCCAACAGAGCUGCUGUGACAGAGUGGACUCAGCCAAGGACAGAUGCACAGUAGGAGGUGGAAGCUCCAGAACUCAAACUGAUCUCUUCUCCAGUUGCUUCCAGGGCUGCUUAAAAAAAAACAAAAAACUGUUAAAACAAAGUCUGUGUUCUUCCUCAUGUUCUUCGAGUCAACAACCAACCACCAAGUCAUUACCUCUCCCCCCUGGAAUUUUGUCCGAGACAGUUUCACCUCUAAAGACCAAAAAGAAAAGAGGGCUCUAUGUUCCUCACCAGACUGUGUCCUCCCGGCGACGCUCAUGAAGCUCGAGGGAGGGAAGCUCAUACUCUUUCCCAGAAAAAAAACACACAUGCAAACAUUCACCAACGAUGAUUUCGUACUGUACAUUCAUGCUACAAGUGUCAUAAUGCACUUUCCAUACAUUGAGAAACCUCUUGCAUUACUAUAUAUCAUAGCAAUAGAAAUGUCUAUCACAGUUAGGAGGAUGGUUUGUGUUUGCCCUGUUCAAAGGAUGUAAGCUAUUUUCACAAUGUGUCACCAUGUGGGAAAUCUUUAUAUAUAAAAAAUUACUCAUCUGUGACUGAGAAAUAAUAAGACAUUUUUAAGAAAUGAUUUGCGUUGUAUACUUGUAUGCGGUAAUCAGGGAGAAGUUUUUGGUCAUUUCCGACCAAAGUGUCUGAUGGGUAAAACGGUUGAGGUGUUCUGUUGUAUAUUUUGUAUAUAACCUUUAUUGUUGGUGCAUACCCACACUAGUUUGCAGAUUCUCUGAUAUGUAAAUUAAAGUUAGUAUUGAAAAUAUUGUAUGAUGUCACACAUAAUAGAGUUGCUCUGCAGGCUGCAGAGACGGCAGCAUUUGAACCAUGUGUUCUGUGUAUAAGCUUUUUAUUUGAAGAUAUAUAAAUGAAAUAUAUACGUAUUGUCAACUGACUGCAUCACCUUGUGAAUAUUUUGUAAAUGUUUUAUGGUUAAACAUAGAGUACCAUUAUUAAAAUAACGUUCUAUAGCAUC